This is a messenger RNA of Babesia ovata, 1185 nucleotides long. Its product is annotated as cyclin 4. The record is from RefSeq and is a predicted model, not a curated record. Bases 1 to 1185 code for a protein of 394 amino acids. Gene Ontology annotation, molecular function: cyclin-dependent protein serine/threonine kinase regulator activity. Gene Ontology annotation, biological process: regulation of transcription by RNA polymerase II. Gene Ontology annotation, cellular component: nucleus. The transcript is spliced from 5 exons. Lineage: Eukaryota; Apicomplexa; Aconoidasida; Piroplasmida; Babesiidae.
AUGGAAUCGGCCUGUUGCAAUGCUGCCGAUGUAGGUGGCAGUGAUGCCGUCGUAGACAGCGAAAUUGAUCGAAUGCUGCGUAACUAUGGCUGCGAUUUAAUCCAGAAGGCCGGUAUUUUGUUGCAAUUGAACGGCGUAACCAUCGCCACUGGGCAAACGAUUCUGCACAAGUUUUACUUCAAGCGUACACUUCGCGAAUUCGACAUUCGUGCUGGAUCGGCUACUGCGUGCUUUUUGGCGGCGAAGUUGGAGGAGAACAUGCGGAAGGCAAAGGAUGUCGCUCGUGUGUUCGAUUACUUGAUUAACAAUGAACAUGACGGGAGCGUUCCAACACGUCAUUUGGACGAGAUUCUAUCGGAUGAGAUAUUGCGCAUCGAACGCGAAAUUCUAGUGGAAUUCGGUUUUCGCAUGGGAGGCCUGCUAGUGUGCCCUCAUCGCUACGUGUUGCAGUAUGUCUUUGCGCUUUUCCGCAACCUGGGAGAGUAUUCGACUCACGGAGUGAACGAUGUUGCUCAGCGCGCCUGGGGUUAUUUGAAUGACAGCAUGCGGACAACCUUGUGUUGCACCACAACUCCAAGUGUGAUCGCAGUAGGUUGUAUUUAUAUGGCGGCGACGUCACUCGGGAUCCCUCUUCGUAAGGUUGGUUUCAUGCUGCUUCCCGUCUCCCACAGGUCCAUUCAGGUGGACGACUGGUUCGUUGUGUUUGACGUAAAAUGGUCGGACAUUGUCAUGGUAUGUGACGAGCUCGAACGACUGUACGCGAUGGGCCGACCGCGUUACGUGAACGUCAGUGGACUGAGCUUUGGACCACAGGGGGAGUGCACAGCCUCCGACAGCAGGGUGAUGAAUCAACCUGAUUCACGCGAGAAGGCAGCUGCAACACCUCGUGGAGAACGCGCCAAUACCGAAGCUGCAGCAUCCGUAUCUCAUGUUGGCAAAUUCGAUGCGGCAAACGCUGUAGAUGAAGCAAGCGACGCGUCUCGCGUCAACCGAGCGGAUGACAAAAAAAACGAACGCUGGUACGACCGGCAUCGUCACACCGGAAAGAACGAGAGGUAUAGUCGUGGACACAGCCGUUACCGGAGUGAUGAUGCAAGACGCAGCUACUCUCGUGAUCAAUCGCACAGAGGGCGGAACUAUGACUCAUAUGACCGAAGCGAUUACCGACGGCGUCGCUACCAUUAG